AUGAAACUGUUACUACUCGUCGCCGGUCUCGCUCUAGUCAGCGCCAGGGCUCCCUUCGAGCCCAUCUCCAUCGAUUACCAUGCAGAUAUCGGUAUUACAGAGGCGACUAGAAUCAGGAAUGCAGAGGCAGCUCAGGACUUCGACGGUGGCAGGAUCGUAGGGGGUCAGGUGGCACGCCUCGGCGCUCACCCUCAUUUGGGUGGUUUAGUCAUAGCCCUCACAACCGGCCAAACUUCAGUAUGCGGUUCCUCUCUGCUGUCCAAUACCCGCCUCGUCACCGCCGCUCACUGCUGGCGUAGCAGAUCUUUCCAGGGCAGACAGAUAACAGUCGUUCUCGGCUCCACCCGCCUCUUCUCCGGUGGUCACAGAGUCAACACCAAUAAUGUUCAAAUGCAUGGAAGCUACAAUAUGAACACUUUAGUCAAUGACGUAGCCAUUAUCACCAUCCCAAGGGUUGCAUACAACAACAACAUUCGUAACAUCGCUCUGCCCACUGGUCUGCUGCUGAACUUCAACUACGCUGGAGAACGCGCGGUGGCCGCUGGCUUCGGUAGAUCUUCCGAUUCUGCGGCUGGAAACAACAACCAGGACCAACGUCAGGUGACUCUUACCGUCAUCGAGAACUUCGAAUGUGCUAAUAUCUACGGAACCUCAUCUGUGGUCGGAAGCACUCUCUGCACCAGUGGCCAGGGACGCGUUGGUGUCUGUGUGGGUGACUCUGGUGGUCCUCUCGUCUUCACCUUCAGCGGCGUCAGAUACUUGAUCGGUGUUACCUCGUUCGUGUCGACUCGUGGUUGCGAAGUCGGUCUGCCCGCGGGUUACGCGAGAGUCACCUCAUUCGCCAGCUGGAUCAGAGCAAGGCUGUGA
Molecule: messenger RNA, 867 nt
Organism: Nymphalis io (European peacock)
Lineage: Eukaryota; Metazoa; Arthropoda; Insecta; Lepidoptera; Nymphalidae
Product: collagenase-like
Exons: 5
Coding region: 1-867 (288 amino acids)
Biological process (GO): proteolysis
Molecular function (GO): serine-type endopeptidase activity
Source: RefSeq, a predicted model, not a curated record